GCAAUAACGUCCUCGAACCUCUCCACUCCACCCAACACCACCAUGUACGCCCUUCGUAGCGUCCGCAUCGCAUCCCCCACCUUCCGCCAAGUCGUCGCGAGAAGAUACGCUUCCCAGGCGCCCCCCUCCCACCUCUCCGGCGCCACGGACAAUGCCUUCAACCGGGAACGACAGGCCGUGAAAGAGCACGCAGCAGCGACAUCCGAUCUCUGGCGCAAGCUCGCAAUCUACGUUACGGUGCCGGCGCUCAUCCUCGCCGGCGUCAACGCCUGGAGACUGUGGGACGAGCAUUGGGAGCACAAGAGCCACGAGCCGCCGGUGGAGGAGCGCGUCGAGUACCCCUACAUGAACAUUCGCACCAAGAACUUCUUCUGGGGGGAUGGGGACAAGACCCUCUUCUGGAAUGACAAGGUGAACCACCACAAGAAGGAUGGCGAGUAGACGAUGUGGUUAGAGGGUGGCUGGAUGGAGCAACGUGCGGACCCUGGUUGGACUGCUUUUCGCUGGAGAGCUGGAUUCAUCCGGUGGGCGUAGUGAUUCGACACUUACGUAGCUCGUCAGCGAGUGGCUUGUACAGAUGAAAUACAGAGUUGUCCGAAUAC
This is a messenger RNA of Neohortaea acidophila, 602 nucleotides long. Its product is annotated as cytochrome c oxidase subunit VIa. The record is from RefSeq and is a predicted model, not a curated record. The transcript is spliced from 3 exons. NCBI's taxonomy places the organism in Eukaryota, Fungi, Ascomycota, Dothideomycetes, Mycosphaerellales, Teratosphaeriaceae. Gene Ontology annotation, cellular component: mitochondrial inner membrane. Gene Ontology annotation, biological process: mitochondrial electron transport, cytochrome c to oxygen. Gene Ontology annotation, molecular function: enzyme regulator activity. The coding region runs from base 43 to 441 and encodes 132 amino acids.